Messenger RNA from Syngnathoides biaculeatus (alligator pipefish), 840 nucleotides. It is a transcript of the gene hoxa11b, whose product is annotated as homeobox A11b. Lineage: Eukaryota; Metazoa; Chordata; Actinopteri; Syngnathiformes; Syngnathidae. Gene Ontology annotation, biological process: anatomical structure development; regulation of transcription by RNA polymerase II. The record is from RefSeq and is a predicted model, not a curated record. The transcript is spliced from 2 exons. The coding region runs from base 32 to 835 and encodes 267 amino acids. Gene Ontology annotation, cellular component: nucleus. Gene Ontology annotation, molecular function: DNA-binding transcription factor activity, RNA polymerase II-specific; RNA polymerase II cis-regulatory region sequence-specific DNA binding.
GAUGCGUCCGCGCUGAAGGAAAGUCGUCAGCAUGGAUUUUGACGCUCCCAACAUGUAUCUGCCCAGCUGCACCUACUACGUGCCCGGAGCGGACUUCGCGGCUCUCCCGCACUACCUGGCCCAGGGUCAGCCCUCGUGCCCGGUGGCGUACUCGUACCAGUCGUCGGCUCUUCCUCAGGUUCCGUCCGUCAGGGACGUGGCGUUCAGGGACUACGCCGUGGACGGCGCGGCCAAGUGGCACCACGCGAGGGGGAGUCUCGCGCACUGCUACGGCGACGACGGCUGGAGCGGCCCGACGACGACCCCCCGCGGGGUCGACGUUCCGGGGAAAGGCGUCUCGCCCUCCGGGUCCUCGACGACUGCGGCCGCCGCGCCGGGGGGCUUCGCGCACGGCAGCGCGGCCAGGAACGGCGUCCUGCCGCAGGCUUUCGACCAGUUCUUCGAGUCGGCCUACGGUGGCCACGAUCACGGAGGCAGGCCGGGGGCGGCCAAGACCGGAACCGCGCCGCCUCCUCCGGCACCUCCGGGCUCAGACACGGCGGAGAGCUGCAGCCCCAAGUCGUCGCCCGGCCUCGGCGAGGACCGGAACGCGAAGGGCGGCGGUGCCCAGAAGACGCGCAAGAAAAGAUGCCCGUACUCCAAAUAUCAAAUCAGGGAGCUGGAGAGGGAGUUCUUCUUCAGCGUUUACAUCAACAAGGAGAAGCGGCUGCAGCUUUCUCGGAUGCUCAACUUGACUGACCGGCAGGUGAAAAUCUGGUUUCAGAACAGGAGGAUGAAGGAGAAGAAACUCAACAGAGACCGUUUACAGUACUACACCAGCAACCCGCUGCUAUAGAACCU